UGGAAAAAUAUGCUCUAAUCCCAUGCGUGUUUACACUUUAGAGGACACAACUUUUUCUCCCAUGCGAGAGUUCGCUGUCCCUUGAUCUAGAUUUUAAACCUUGAAACUUUUUGACUGUGUUUCUCAGCUAAGCUCGCUUGGAAGAAGCACAGUGAGUGAUCAUGGCGAUCAUAACAGAAGAAGAAGAAGAAGAAGAAGAAAAACCACACCAACUUAAACACCCACAGAUUCCACCGACCAAACCAUCAUCAUCAUCUUCAACCUCAAACACAACAGAACCAUUCUCUUUCUGGUUCUACUUUACUCUUUCCGUUUCUCUCAUCACCCUCACCUUCGUCUUCACCUCUUCACUCUCCCCACAAGACAGCAAAGCCUGGUUCCUCAGCUUACCGUCCACUCUCCGCCAGCACUACUCCCAAGGCCGCAUCAUCAAGGUGCAGACGCGUCCUAACCAACCACCCAUCGAAGUCUUCACCGUCGAAGAUGGCCCCACCACACCACCAGCAGCAUCGGAGAACGUGGUCAUUGUUCACGGCCAGGGUCUCAGCUCAUACUCCUACCGCCAAAUUCUCCAGUCUCUACCCGCCAAGGGGGUUCGCGUGGUCGCAAUCGACCUUCCCGGAAAUGGGUUUUCCGAUAAGGCCACGGAGGAAUCAAUUGAGGGGUUGGAUGGGGUUUUAGGGAGGUUUAGGUAUGUGUACAGUGAAAUUCAGGAGAAGGGGUUGUUCUGGGCGUUUGAUCAAAUGGUGGAAACUGGUCAGAUUCCGUAUGAACAAGUUCUAGCUCGGAUGGCGAAGAGGACGGUGAAGAAGCCGGUUGAUUUCGGUCCUCAAGAGAUGGGAAGAGUGUUGGGGCAAGUCAUUGAUACAAUGGGGCUUUCCCCUGUUCACUUGGUUUUGCAUGAUACAGCUUUAGGAUUGAGUGCUAAUUGGGUUUCUGAGAAUCCGGUUUUGGUGAGAAGUGUGACCCUUGUUGACACUUCACCUUCAAAUGUAGGUGCCUUACCCAUCUGGGUGCUGGAUUUACCUGUGAUAAGGGAAAUUGUUUUGGGGUUUCCUUUGGUUUAUGCAAAGGUGGUGAACUUGUGCUGUUCAAAGAGGAUUGGUGGUUCGGAUGCGGAUGCACAGAGGGUGCUGUUGAAGGGCAGGGAUGGAAGGAGAGCGGUUGUGGCUGUUGCGAAGAAUUUGAAUUCUAGCUUUGACAUUGCAGAGUGGGGUGGUUCGGAUGGAUUGAAAGACUUGCCAAUGCAGGUGCUCUGGUCUGCUGGUUGGUCUGAAGAAUGGAGUCGGGAGGGAGACCGGGUUGCUGAUGCACUUCCUCAGGCGACGAUUGUUACUCAUUCUGGAGGCCGGUGGGCUCAGGAGGAUGUAGCAGUUGAGAUAGCUGAAAAAAUUUCUCAGUUUGUCUUGUCGCUACCAAAGACUGUGAGGAAAGUUGAGCAAGAGCCCAUCCCAGACCACAUACAGGAGAUGUUUGAUGAAGCAAAAAGUAAUGGUCAUGAUCAUGAUCAUCUUCACCAUCACAGUCAUGGUCAUGGGCAUGAUCACCAUGGUGAUGCUCACGACCAUGGCGCUGGUUAUAUGGAUGCAUAUGGGCUUGGCCAUAGCCAUCAUGGUUUGUGAAAGUGAUAAUUGGAUUGUCCUGGAUAAUAUUCUCACUAGCAGAUGGCACUCUCUGCUUCAUAUUGCUCAAAUCAUAUAGAGUUCUUUAAGCUAAAGCCUUCAUGUUGUAUUCUAUUUAUUAUCUUAUUGUAGCUGUUUUACUUUCUCAAUUUCUGAAGGGUGAGAAGAUUAUGUACUAUGAAACUAGGAAGAGUUUGCAUGGGAAGUUGCUUGAUCUAACAAAAAAAAAGGCUGAUUACAUC
Molecule: messenger RNA, 1864 nt
Organism: Lotus japonicus
Lineage: Eukaryota; Viridiplantae; Streptophyta; Magnoliopsida; Fabales; Fabaceae
Product: protein AUXIN RESPONSE 4
Exons: 2
Coding region: 162-1622 (486 amino acids)
Source: RefSeq, a predicted model, not a curated record